This is a messenger RNA of Oncorhynchus mykiss (rainbow trout), 3594 nucleotides long. Lineage: Eukaryota; Metazoa; Chordata; Actinopteri; Salmoniformes; Salmonidae. The record is from RefSeq and is a predicted model, not a curated record.
AGUCUAUGACCCAGCGGACAAGGUGGUACAAUAGCCCUGUUAUGCCGUAAUGCGGAGAGCUUGCUGCUAACUCUGGGAAAUACUGUCCCCCCAAAAAUACCGUUUUACUAAGAGUCUGCGGUGUUUUAUAUGUGAGGAAUUGGGUGAUAGAAAUCACGAGCUGCAGAAUUUACCGCUGGCCCAAGGGAUGAGAGGAGGUUGGUUGGAGUGCACCAGAGGAAGACUUUGUGACGUGACAUUUAUGGAUACGUCAGGAUGAAACGGCUCAGGUCUUCAAGCAGCAGUGACAGUUCUGACAAUGAGAGUCCUUCCACCUCAUUCUGCUCCUCCAACAAGUAUGGAAGCAAACCUGGAACCCCUGCUCCCAUGCCCAAGAAACCAGCAGAGGUGUUCAGGAAAGACCUGAUCAGUGCCAUGAAGCUGCCAGACUCUCACCAUGUCUCCCCUGAAGACUAUUACCUGCUGGGGGACACCUGGAGACAGGAGUGGGAGAAGGGGGUGCAGGUGCCCGCCUUCCCUGAAACCAUCCCACACGCCUCUAUCAGGAACAUAGCGGAGAAGCCUAAGGAGACGGUGUUCACCCUACAGAAGAGGUAUAUCCAGUGUUGGAGCCAGGCCUCUACAGAGACGGGUUACGUUAACAUCAAGGAGCUGGCUGAGGCCAUGUGCUCUUAUGACCUGGAUAACAUGGACCUCUACUGGCUGCAGGCACUCAACGCUGAGCUGGGACACAUGGGGGAGGGGCCUGUAGACGAGCUGACAAUGGAGCGCACCAUGGAGGCGUUGGAGCGUCAUUGCCAUGACAACAUGAACCACGCCAUCGACACGGUAGAAGGGCUGGGCAUCGAGUACGACGAGGAUGUCAUCUGUGACGUGUGUCGCUCCCCCGACAGCGAGGAGGGCAACGACAUGGUCUUCUGUGACAAAUGUAACAUCUGUGUUCAUCAGGCGUGUUAUGGUAUAGUGAAGGUACCAGAUGGUAACUGGCUGUGCAGGACGUGUGUCCUGGGCAUAGACCCCCAGUGUCAGCUGUGCCCCAUCAAGGGAGGGGCGAUGAAGGCUACGAGGGCGGGCACCAAGUGGGCACAUGUCAGCUGUGCCCUGUGGAUCCCUGAGGUGAGCAUAGCGUGUCCAGAGAGGAUGGAGCCCAUCACCAAAGUGUCUCACAUCCCCCCUUCCCGCUGGUCUCUCAUCUGCAGCCUCUGUAAACUGAAGACUGGUGCCUGUAUACAGUGCUCAGUGAAGAACUGCACCAUCCCGUUCCAUGUGACGUGUGCCUUCGAGUACAGCCUGGAGAUGAAGACUGUCCUGGAUGAAGGAGACGAGGUGAAGUUCAGGUCCUACUGCCUGAAGCACAGCAAGCCCAAGAACCAGGCCUCCUCCGACCCAACAGCCCCCGGCCUCAGCCCCUGUCAACCAGCCCACAACAAGCAGCCCAAGGCAGGGGAGCCAGGCUCCGGUCUCAGUCCGGCCCGGCCCAAACCACCCGCAGACCCAGAGAGGGGGGGCCUGAGGGCCCAAAGGUUACUAGAACUAGAGGAGGAGUUUUCUACUCUGAUUCACCCUGAGGAGCUGGCCCUGAACCUGGGCCUCCCUCCCAGCCUGCUGGACUUCAUCUACCAGUACUGGAAACUGAAGAGGAAGAGCAACUUCAACCGUGCUCUGCUUCCCCCUAGUGAGGAGGAGGGUAACCUGCUGCUGUUGCCUCAUGAAGACAGCAUCCACACACGGAUGAGGAUGUUCAUGCACCUCAGACAGGACUUAGAGAGGGUGAGGAACCUAUGUUACAUGGUGAGUCGGAGGGAGAAGCUGAAACUGUCUCAGAGCAAGGCCCAGGAGCAGAUCUUCAACCUCCACGUCAAACUGCUCAACCAGGAGAUCUCCGCUGGUCUGCCGGUGGACAGCAUGUUGUUCCGGCCUCCUCCCAGAAUCACCCUGAAGCUGAAGAUGCCCAAAGUGUCGCUGGGUAAUGGGAAGACCGGCUCCAAGUCAGGCAACGGCCCCCUCUGUCCAGAUAACAGCGGGAAUGUUCACGAACGUAGUGGGGGAGGGAAGGGGCUGGGGAAGCCUCAGCUCCAUGGGCGAGGCAGGAGAGAGGAGCGCUCCAAUGGCAGUCUACUAGGCUCAGCCCUGCCUAUCAAAUCUACUGGCAAGCCCCUGACUGGCAAAACCUUAACGGGUAAACCCCUGGUGCUCCAUGGCCAUUCCUCCAAUGGAAAUGUUAAACUGGACCCAGACCGAGCGGGCCACAUCCCCAAAUCCAACGGUGUGAUGGAGAAGAUGGUGGGCGUGACCCAGAAGGACACCGCCUGUCAGACCCCCAGUGAACAGGAAGCUGGUGAGGGGUCAGGGGGCAAGGGCAGCCAGUCAGCAAGCUUCAGGAGGUCAACCAUGGAGCACUUCAGCCGGUCAUUCAAGGAGGCGACGGUCAGUUUGGUGCGGACCACGGAGGACCUGCGGGGGGACAAGGUUUCCCAAGGGGGUAAAGGCUCCAGAUCAGUCCAGGACCGGCCCUGGGCCAAACCAGCUGCUGGAGGCCCCCAGGGACUCGGUGGUACCAGAUCAGCCCAGGACCAACCCUGGGCCAAACCAGCUCCUGGAGGCCCCCAAGGAGCCAGUGGUACCAGACCACCACCCUACCAGGAGACGGAUGGAUACUGCCCUGACCUGGAGCUCAGUGACUCGGAGCCAGAGGCUCAAGGUCAGAGGUGGAGGCAGGGUAGGGGUGACUCGGGGGGCCAGGCAGGAGGAGACUACAGCAGGGGGAACAGCAGAGGGAAGCAGGGCCUGGGGGGGUCCAGUAGAACCUCAGCACAGAGGUGACAUCCCUGACCCCUCACCUACUGUAGACACUGGCCCCAGUUCUGUCACCGCUCUGUCAUUCCCUCUCUGACCACUGGAGCCCUGACCAGCCAUAGAGCAGCAGGGGCCAAUCGCAGCCAUCUAUUGGUAAACUGGGGCAUCUAUUGGUCAACUGGGACCAGGCCCCCCAACACUGGCUGGAGCAUCGAUCUAUUGGUCAACUGGGACCAGGGCCCUCUACACUGGCUGGGGCAUCUAUCUAUUGGUCAACUGGGACCAGGCCCCCCUACACUGGCUGGAGCAUCGAUCUAAUGGUCAACUGGGACCAGGGCCCCCUACACUGGCUGGGGCAUCUAUCUAUUGGUCAACUGGGACAGGGCCCCCUACACUGGCUGGGGCAUCUAUCUAUUGGUCAACUGGGACCAGGCCCCCCUACACUGGCUGGGGCAUCUAUCUAUUGGUCAACUGGGACCAGGGCCCCCUACACUGGCUGGGGCAUCGAUCUAUUGGUCAACUGGGACCAGGGCCCCCUACACUGGCUGGGGCAUCUAUCUAUUGGUCAGCUGGGACCAGGGCCCCCUACACUGGCUGGGGCAUCUAUGUAUUGGUCCGCUGAGACACAUACAGACAGGAGCAAAGGACUGAUGCAUGGCGGGCGUCCUAGCCCAGAUCAUCACCUCAAUGGGACUCCGACGUGUGUCCUCCUGUUACGGAUCCUCUAUCUCUCUCCAUGCUCGCUGUGAGCGGAGCAGUGUUGUACUGUCUUCUGAGAUUAAACGACUUGUCUGUUUA